Messenger RNA from Micropterus salmoides (largemouth bass), 797 nucleotides. RefSeq lists its product as uncharacterized. The record is from RefSeq and is a predicted model, not a curated record. The transcript is spliced from 5 exons. NCBI's taxonomy places the organism in Eukaryota, Metazoa, Chordata, Actinopteri, Centrarchiformes, Centrarchidae. The coding region runs from base 117 to 797 and encodes 226 amino acids.
UGCAGAGCAGCACUCGUGUGUUUGUUUGUUUUUUUUUUGUUUUUUUUUUUCUUACUUCUAUAAGUACCCUACCAGAAAUCCUGAGGUCUUCACACUAGUGACCUGAAACCAGAGCGAUGACCCUUCAAAGAGAACACGUUUUUGACUUGAUCGACAAUGGGCUUCAUUCAACCGAAUAUCAACUUGAAGAUUUGUACUCAGGCGAGGAAAUAGGUUCUACAAGGGAGAAUGGCAUUCCAUCAGAGCAGGUUGUAGAUCUCACAGGAGAAGUCGAUGGUGCGAGCGAUUGUGAACGGUACUUUAUGCAGGGUCUCUCCCCUACCAUUUACGAGGAGAACGGUCCGGUUCCGGAAUCGGAUCAGCCCUCGGCUUCAGUACCGCAAGCGUACAUAACACCGGGGUCCCCGGAACACGAUGAGCCGGAUGUGUCCCCGGAAUCACCCGUCGAUGAUGUAGAGCGCUCCAGUCAGGCCGCAGAUGGGAGGUCACGUAACGGAUCACCGGUAGAAGCGCGGGGACUGACAGCGGAGGAAAUCAUUCAUCCGGACCCAGCAGAACCGUGUACGCCGCUGAAUCAGACUGAGCCUAUACCGAACAACGGACCUCGGAAAAGGGAACACCGUAGAAGGCUCAUUUCAACCAGCAGUAGCAGUAGUAGGAGCAGCACAAACAGACCCCGACGAUCCGUGAGAGGCUGUCAGAAUUGCUGUCGGACUGCCCAUGAACAACUAGUUUUAAUGAGUAAUGCUUUCCGACUAAUGGGUGAAAUGCUGGCUGUCUACAGUGAUCAUAAUUAG